UCUGUCUGCACCAGACAGACCAGAGCACUUGAUCAUCACAGUCCGUUUUUGCUUUGCGCUCACAUUACGUUACGAAUGGCUCAUCAUCACAUUCAUGUUCAAGGAGUCAAAUCUAAUCCACUGAUCCUAAACGAUGGUAAUGGCACACCAUAUGCAAUUCAGUGUGCAGCAAUCUGCAUCCAGCAUCUUCCAUUAUUUUGAUCAUCGUGCCGUCGUCGUCACCAUCGGGAAGAACACGAACUCCACUCAGCAGCAGUCUACUGAGGGGAACGGAUCGGAAAGGAAGAUGAGGCUUGUUGGGCGGCGGCGUACAGGAAGCACAGUCAGGGCAGCUGCUAAGCCAUUGGUGGUGCUAUGGGCAGCCUCGGCCAUCUGCUCUGCUCUUGUCGCCGUGCUGCUCGCCUCCAGAUCCUUCUACCUCCAGCUGCAGCAGCAGCAGCAGCAGCAGCAGCCUGACAGUGACACCUCCACUGGGGCGGCGGAAGAGGGCCGGCACCACCACCGGCGCCGGGCGUGCGACGACCACGCCAGGUGGGUGGCCAAGAUGGCGUCCCUGCACAACGCGUCCCUGGUCCUCACCGUCGACCGCAGGGGCUGCGCCAACUUCACCAGCCUGCAGGAGGCCGUCGACGCCGUGCCGGACCGCGCCGCGGCGCGCACGCUGAUCGCCGUCGACGCGGGCGUCUACGCGGAGAAGGUGGUGGUGCGGAGCGCAAAGACGGGCGUCACGGUGCAGGGCCGCGGCAACCUCGCGACCACCGUCGCGUGGAACGGCACCGCCAACUCCAGCGGCGGCACCUUCGCCAGCGCCACCUUCGCCGUCCUCGCCGACGGCUUCGUGGCCUACAACCUCAGCGUCCAGAACACCGCCCGCCCGGCCGACCCCGGCGACGCCGGCGGCCAGGCGGUGGCGCUGCGCGUCUCCGGGGACCAGGCGGCCUUCUACUGGUGCGGCUUCUACGGGUCGCAGGACACGCUGCUGGACGAGCGGGGCCGCCACCUCUUCCGGGAGUGCUACGUCGAGGGCUCCAUCGACUUCAUCUUCGGCGACGCGCGCUCCCUCUACCUCGGCUGCACCAUCAGCUCCGUCGCCGCCGCGGGCGGCGGCGCCGGUGCUGUCACGGGGAGCGUCACGGCGCACGGCCGCGCCUCGCCCGCCGACAGGACGGGCUUCGCGUUCGUGCGCUGCAGCGUCGUGGGCACGGGGCAGGUGUGGCUCGGCAGGCCGUGGGGCGCCUACGCCACCGUCGUCUUCGCCAGGACCUACCUCGCCGGCGUCGUGGCGCCCGGCGGGUGGAACGACUGGAACGACCCCGCCAGGCAGCGGACGGUGUUCUUCGGCGAGUACGACUGCACGGGCCCCGGCGCCAGCGGCGGCGGCGCCGCGCAGAGGGUGGCGUACGCGAGGCAGCUGGACGAACGGCAGGCCGCGCCCUUCAUGGACGCCUCCUACAUCGACGGCAGCCAGUGGGUGGUGCCCCCUCUGCUUCCGACGGAGCAGGGCGACGACGGCAUCAUAUCUGCUGAAUACGGCGCCAAAACCAUGGCCGGCAGCAGCAUGUAAAUGUAUUGUACUGUACUGUACUACCCAAAU
Messenger RNA from Panicum virgatum (switchgrass), 1594 nucleotides. Its product is annotated as probable pectinesterase 15. The record is from RefSeq and is a predicted model, not a curated record. NCBI's taxonomy places the organism in Eukaryota, Viridiplantae, Streptophyta, Magnoliopsida, Poales, Poaceae. The transcript has a single exon. Gene Ontology annotation, molecular function: pectinesterase activity. Bases 134 to 1564 code for a protein of 476 amino acids. Gene Ontology annotation, biological process: cell wall modification.